UCGCUUGGAAAUAAAAUGGACUGACGCUUUGAUAAAUAGAAAUUGAAAAAUUGGAAUAUCGUCGUCGAAUAAGAAUAUUAAAAAACGUAAAAUUAUUAAACUUAAUGGGAAUCAAGUGAAAGUUCUAAAGUGAUAAUGUAAACGGUAAAGUGUCGAUUUUAACUUUGAGAGUUAUUGCGUUUAUUUGAUUUAUUUAUCAACACGCUAGGUUAUACUCAGUUAAAGUGUUUGGCAAUUAGGCAUAGCCGAAGCCUUGUGUAAAAUAAAAUGGAAACUGUGGAGGAACAUCCAGUUAUUACUACAGAAAUAGAUGUCGUAAAAUUGAAUAUAAUCGAAGAACUGAGUGCCGACGAGUCAAAUGUAUGUCACAAAACUAAUGGUGUCGACUGCGCCGAGUCGACCGUAGGCGAAGGCGGUCAUCCCGAUGCGGAUGUGCCUGCCGAGAAGCAGUCUCAGCCGGACUUGGAGUCGCAGCCAGAGUCACACCUACUGGGGGUUGAAACCGAGAAACCUGAAAAUGUGACUAUUUCAGACAAUGUCGAGCCUAUUCUCGACAGUACUGAAGCUGCCGCUGCCCCGGAAAGCGAGCUUGAAAGCCCAAUGGAUCAGACAGAUGCAGCAAUAGAGGUACCAGAUUCUAAUACUGAAUCUGAAGUUCUGCAAGGUAGUGAGAUAUCUCCCACUGAUGAGAUACCUCAUGAGGUUACAACUGAAACUGUAGAAGAGUCUGAAAAAGAGAUUUGUAUUGAAGAAGGAAUUAUAACAGAGACUAUAGUUGAAAUGGAAUCCUCAGUGAGUACUGUUCAUUUUGAAACUGAAGUAGUGGUAGAAAAAAAUGAUAAUGAAGUUGAUAGUGAAUCAAUGGUCAUUGAAAACCAGGGCUGUGAUCAAGCAAAUAAUAUCUUGAAUGAAUUGGGACCAAAUAUUGAAUUGAGUGAAGUACUUCGUUCAUCUGAUGUCAGUGAAAAUGUUGAGAAUAAUAAUAGUUCUGUGAAACAAGAAAUUUUUAAUAAAGAAGAGUUACUUGAUAUUUUGGAAGGUAAUGAUGAUACAGAACAGCCUAUCCCUAAAGUGUCUGACACCUCUGCUCCAAAUGUAAAUAGAGAUGCUGAGAGAGCAUUGCUACAACUAUCUAGACUAUCAAGAAACUCAAGAAAAAAAAGUGACUUGAAGUCACCUAAAAUAAAAAGAGGUGAAAAAACAAAGAGUCCCAUAAAAGAUGCAUCUAAGGGUAAGAAUAUGGAAAAAGAAAAACAGCAGACGCUGGUGGAAGAGAAAAAACAAUUAGACAAUAAACUUCCAGAGAAUCAUGCAGACAGCACUGAAGAGUCUCAACUUGACAAUGAAGAACAAGACAAUAAAGUAGUUGAUAAAGAACAAGAUCAAGAGGACAAGAAACAACUGGAAAUCUUACAGACUGAUCAAGAUAAAACACAAACAGAUAGUAUUGUCAAAUCUCUUGUCAUGGAUUGGGAAGAUGAGCCCACAGAGAAUAAUGAAAUUAGCAUCAUCCAGGAGGGUGAAGACUUGAUAAAGGAUUUGGAGGAACUUAAAAAAAAACAAGAAAGCAUAGUUUCCAAUAAUGAUUCAUUGGAGACGUCAGUGAAAGAUUCACCAAGUGUUGAACUUUAUGAAGAAUCAACCAAAAUAGACAUUGACAGUCGCACACGCAGGAUCAGUCGAGUCAUAAAGAAAAAAGUUAUAUUUGACCCCGACAAUCCAGAUACUUUCACCAAAGGUAAAAGCAAACCUAAGGAGGCCCAGGUCCCAAAAGAGCCAACACCAUCUAAGAAACCUAAGUUGGAGCAAGUGAUACAGAGAUCUAAAUCAAAAUCACCAUUAUCUAAAUUGCAGUGGAAAAAACCAUCUGCGAAAAAUAGUAAACAACAUAGACGGUUAACCGAAGUUGACAAGCUAUUAAUGGACGAAGGCGCAGUGAAUAUGAUAUACCAGCUCACUCCUGAGGCAUCCAAGGGCAAAAAGAAUGUAAGAACAAAAGCAGAAUUCAUUAAGAAACUUCAAAGUUCUACUCCGGACAGUAAGGAAAUGAAGUUUAGAGAGAGAAAAAAGGAGUGCAAGUAUGAAGAAGGUGAAGCGAAAAAACUUCUCGGAGGAAAACAUAGACCAACUUUGAGUAGCUCAGUGAAAUCUCCCUGUGUCAGUGAAGAUUUCGAGACGCACAGUGCAGAUGAUUCUAUUAUUUACAGACGGCACUCUUCCAGCUCAUAUUCUAGCAGCUGUAUGAGUCCACGGCGUCUCAGUGACGUUGAGGCAGGAAGUACACAGUCACAGGUCACAAGAAUAUCCCAACCGCCCACCCCACAGCAUGAAACAGUAAAAAAACCUGACAAUGAGGAAACCGUCUUCCAGUCGGGACUUCCUAAAGAGUCAAGUAAUGAAAUGAUAAACAAGAACGAUAGUUGUUUAUCUAUUAAAGAAUCUAUUAAAGAGAAGUUAAAUUCGAAGUUAUCUCUCGCGCUAAAUAAAAGGAAAAGAGAGAAUUCCAAAAUUGAAAAGCCUGCAAAGCAGAAGAAACAUGAAAGUGUCACAACUUCUUCAAGAGAAGACAGGCUUGAUCAAUUUAAAUAUAUAUCUGUUACAUUUGAUCAAAGAUUAGCCAUAGUAUGUAUUAAAAAAACUGGUGUAAAAAUAUGUGUAGAGAUUUUGAAGGAAUUGGAGGAAGCGCUCAACCUUGUGGACAACAGGCAAGAUAUAUCAAUCACUCUGUUAGAAUCACAAUGUGGCACACUAUGCUCCAGUUUGGACUUGAGUCUGCUAUUGGGUGAAAAUAAAGAAAUAAUAGCAAAUCAUGCUUACGAGCUAGCAGAAUCUGUCAGGUCUCUGCUGGUGGUGGUGGCGCAGCACAGCAAGCUGGUGUGCUGCGGCGUGUGGGGCGCGUGCGCGGGCGUGGCGCUGGCGCUGGUGGCGCUGAGCGACGUGGCGCUGGCGUCCGAGGGCGCGUCCUUCUGGCUGGCCGCCGCCGCCGCGCCCGUGCUGCCUGGCGCCGCCGCGCUCACGGCGCGCUGCCGCCCGCUGCCGCAGGCGCUGGUGAACGAUUUGGUGAUAUUUGGUCGUCGACUGUCCGCGACGGAGGCGUUACAAGGCGGGCUCGUAAGCCGCGUGUUGUGGCCCGACAGAUUCGACGAGCAGGUGCAGAGUGUAGCGAGAGACAUCGCCGCACAACCGCUGCAGACUAUACUACUGAAGAAAAGACUGCUGAGUUUGAAGAGCAACAGCGAAGCGGAGCUCACAUUCCUGUCGAGUCUGGAGAUGGAGCGCGACCUGCUGGUGCAGUACUGGACGUCUGUGGAGGGUCAGGAGCUGCUGCGAGCUACGCUAGACGCCGCCUAGGCCAGCGUCACACUUUGUAUAACAUUUACUAUAGGUAUAUAGUCUAGUUGUCGCGCACUUUUCUUGUAGAUCUAAUAUCAGCCACACAAUGCUGCUCGCGCUGCCGCGAUGUUGCCCUGUCUUUCUACACACACAAAUUAUCGCGUACUAGUAAUUUGACUCGUGCCGACAUGAUUGGAAGCGGUGGGAAGCGGCUUGAAAUGCGACAGGACGAGCACAGGUCCCUUUAUACAGUGUUUAUUACCGUAUUUAUAUCUAGUCUGUCAACGUCUGCGCGGUGCGUUACUAUAGAUAUAAAUACCUCAAUAAACACUGUAUAGAAGCAUAUUAUUUUGUCUGCCACAGUACGUGUCUGGCACGUUAAAUGUCUGUAGAUAUGAACGGACCUUAACGUGGCCACACAUUUGCUUACUUUCCACGCUACUAGUGCAGUGUGUGGUGGGCGGGUAAGAUGUUACGAGAUAUAUCGUGAAGACAAAAAUACAUUGUCAUCGGUGUAUUGAAAAUAAUACUUUCGUCCCAUCGCCGAUAGCGAUAUUUACGAUUCUGUCGAUAAUAAUGUCGUUUUCCUUCACAAGUAAUGUCUAUGACCUAUCUUAGACUAGGUUUUUUAAAAGAUGUAAAUGAAAACUAAUCGAAAUUGAAUUUUAGUUGCUUCAAAAAUGUUGUGGCUAAUGUUUUUUUUUAAAUUGUUUUAUUGGCGGUAACAUUUGUAUUUCUAGAGAUGUGUAUAUUUUCUAUAUACUUUAUUAAACAUCUCAACCGAUUAUAUUAAUCGGUCUGUGCGCGCGACUAUUAUUAUUCUAUACAAAAUAUUAUCCUCAUUAUCGACAUUAACUUCAUUUCGCAAGUGGGGAAGAUAUUGCACGAUGUUUUUGAACAUUAUUUGUUGAAAGAAAGUAUCUAUGUCGUGUAAAUAAUGAAAUUAUAUAACAGAUUGCGUUAUUGAAUGUUACGUAUUGUUUAAUGAAAUAACGAAUUGAGAAAUUUGAAUGUAAGGGUUUACUUUAUAAGUGGACAAAUGGACUACUUUAGUUUGGCGUUAUAUUUCUGACUUUUAGAAGGGUAGUUUCUUUAAAUAAUGAAUUUUGAAACUCUACGGUCUAUUGUAAUGUGUCUGUGGUGUUCACAGUACUGAACACUGUUUAGUCUUGCUGAAUUUUGGUUAUCUAUGGUCGGUUAGAGUUAGUUAAAAAGUGUGUAUGCAAAAAAAUAUAUAUACAAUAUUCACUUUCUGUUAAACUUAGUUUUAAGUUGCAUUUAGGGUACGUGUUACACUAUUUGUGUUUCAAUGUCUAAAAAUUAAAUUAUUAUAAAAUUUUAAAUAUCUAAGUUUGCUAUUAAGUACUGCAAAUGCAAUAAAUUCAUGACAAAUAUCAUCGGAAGCAAUAAUCUGAUCUUUAGACCCGAGAUAGUGCUAAUUGGUAAAUCAGUGGCUCCAUUGCGCUGUGCAAUAAUAAAUUUUAAAAAGGUUAUAAAUUGCUCAUUUUUCUUUUAUUAGAUCUUAAAAAAUACAUUGUAUUUUUUUGAGACUUUUAUACUCCCAAAUUUUAAAUUAAACUUUUGAUUACAAGUCACAAAACGCUGUCCGCCAUGAUGGUCUAUAGUCUAUAGGUUAUCUUUGCCAUUACGUCAAACAAGUUACUAGUUUUCAUCUGUCAGUUUUAUAUGAAAAACCAUAUUUUUUUAUAUUUGUACCGAAAGUAUAGUAAUUACCAUCUCUGUUUUUAACGAGAUUCCAGGAAAACUAUAACUUGAAACAUUUCAGUUUAAAACAAAAAUUAAUAUUGUUUAUACCAAAUUUGAAAUGAGUCAACUACCCUAUCGUUGAUGUUUUUUUUUCCGCAUGGCGAUAAUCAGAUUGAAGCUGUUUUUGUAUAUAAUUUUAAUAAUUUUAAAUUAUAUUUUAUAGGUAUUACUGAAGAUUUCGAAAAAUGUGUUAUUUAAAUAAAUGAGAUACAAAAAAGUUUGGUCUCAUUGCAAAUGCUUUUUUUAAAAAACCAAUUUUGAAUAAACAUAAAAACCUUUAAUAUAUGUAAUGCAUUUGGUGUCGUUGAAUUGUCAUUCAAUUUGCUUUUGUUUGACUGAUUUCAAAAACGGAGCCUCCUGUAUAUUAUAAAAACCAACUUCUUUUUUGAAGUUUGUUCUUAUGAUAUUGUAACAUAUGAAUUUGCAGUAUUAGGAUACAAACUACGAUAUUUUAGUUUUUUGUUUAAUAUACGAUGAAUUGUAUUGUUUUUUUUUUAUAUUGGAGAAAGACUGCUUUUUUAUUUGGACGAUAAACCAUUUUUGGAGACUGGCGUUUAGAUAGCAGUUACAAAAAGCGACGGUUUUGUUAGAUCAUAAUUACUAGAAAGAUUUAAAAAAUAAACUUUAUAGUUAUGUUGUAGUUUAAAUUGUUUAUUUCUUUGUUUUAGAUAUAAUAUGAGUUUAUCAUAUCAUUUAGGUUAUGUUAAUAAUAUUUUCAGCCAAAGUUCUCAUUGAAUAUUUUCAAGGAUUAAAGUAACUGUUAACAUAAAACUGUAAUUGCAAUUUCGUGGUUUCGGUAGGUGCAUUUCAUUCCUUUUGUGUAUAAAAUUAAUCCUUAUGUUAAAGUAAUUAGUAAAUAAUGUACUUUUCGAAUCAGUAUAGGGUUUAUUUAGAUUAAAUUCACAAAGUUUAUGUAGAUGUAAGUAUAAAAAUAAGAUAGGGUAGUUGACUCAUAUCAAAUUUAAUAUAAAGAAUAUUAAGUUAUUAUAGUACAUGGAAUAAGGGUUCGAACUGUAUGGAUUUUAGCGGACGCCCGUGACUUCGUCCGCCCUUAGACCUCUUUUAUCCGGUUCUAUCGCAAAAUACGUUCUUAGUCGAUACCUACUAACUAAAAACUACCUCCCUGCCAAAUUUCACCUUUGUUUUCAAGUAUUCGUUUCGUUAUUAUAUUCCUUUCGAUUUAUAUAUUAUGAUUAUGCAUAAAUCAUGAAAGAAAAUACGAAAUUCAAUCUUAAAACGGGGUUUAGGUAUUCUAUUCUAUUCUAUUCGACUUUCAACCCAUAUUUCACCCUAUCUUCUCUUUUAAUUUUAGGGAUAAAAAGUAGCCUAUGUUCUGCCCCAAGGUCCCAUUUAUCAUAAUACCAAAAUUUUGAUCAUUUUGAUCGGUUUAACCGUGAAAAGGUAACAGACUGACAACAACUUCAAAAACGCUGUUAUCCCUUGAUUUGAAUUUUUUUUUAAAUUCUUUAACUUUAACUUCAAAAACUCUGUUAACCAUUUUGUGACGUCACGAUGUUACUUGAUGUCACUAAAGGAAUAUUAACAACUAAUAAUUUGGUUAAAAACUUUUGUUAAGGUUUACUGUUUAUGGGCUUACGUGUUGUCAUGUAUCAGAUAAAAUAUAGGUAGACCAUCAUGGCUGAUAGCGUUUUGGCUUGUGUUGUCAAAAACAAUAUUUAAAAAAAAAUUAAAUUUUUAUGUGUCAAUGUAUGUUUUUUUUUUGUUUUCAGUCACCCAUUUUAAAAAGUGUCAACUAGCCUAUAUUGUUUACAAAAAUAAAGUGCCUUUCAUAGUA
Bicyclus anynana (squinting bush brown) is the source of this 6895-nucleotide messenger RNA. RefSeq names its product muscle M-line assembly protein unc-89 (gene HIPP1). The transcript is spliced from 5 exons. The record is from RefSeq and is a predicted model, not a curated record. NCBI's taxonomy places the organism in Eukaryota, Metazoa, Arthropoda, Insecta, Lepidoptera, Nymphalidae. The coding region runs from base 268 to 3351 and encodes 1027 amino acids.